Argentina anserina (silverweed cinquefoil) is the source of this 968-nucleotide messenger RNA. Its product is annotated as probable glutathione S-transferase. NCBI's taxonomy places the organism in Eukaryota, Viridiplantae, Streptophyta, Magnoliopsida, Rosales, Rosaceae. Gene Ontology annotation, molecular function: glutathione transferase activity. The transcript has 2 exons. Gene Ontology annotation, biological process: glutathione metabolic process. Bases 119 to 775 code for a protein of 218 amino acids. The record is from RefSeq and is a predicted model, not a curated record. Gene Ontology annotation, cellular component: cytoplasm.
UAACACUUCAUCACACCACCACUGCUUCAUAUCUCUAACCAUAAGCUCUCAUCUCGCACCCUUCUGCAGUUUCAGUUUCUGUGUUUCUCAUAUCAGAGUAUAAUCUUUAAUCACUUCAAUGGCGGAUGAGGUUGUGUUGUUGGACUUCUGGCCUAGCCCUUUUGGGAUGAGGCUGAGGAUUGCUCUGGCUGAGAAAGGCGUCAAGUACGAGUACAAGGACGAGAACCUGAGGAACAAGAGCCCGCUGUUGCUCCAGUCUAACCCAGUUCACAAGAAGAUCCCGGUUCUCAUUCACAACGGCAAACCGGUCUGCGAGUCUGUCAUUGCUCUUCAGUACAUUGACGAGGUUUGGACUAAUAAGCCACUGUUGCCCUCCGAUCCUUACCUCAGAUCCCAAGCAAGGUUCUGGGCCGACUUUGUGGACAAGAAGAUAUAUGAUGUAGGGAGGAAGACAUGGACAAUGAAAGGAGAAGAUCAGGAGGCAGCAAAGAAGGACUUCAUCGACUGUAUUAAGUUGCUAGAAGUCGAGCUUGGAGACAAGCCUUUCUUUGGUGGUGAGACCCUUGGAUUUGUGGAUGUGACACUCGUUCCUUUCUAUUCAUGGUUCUCUGUGUAUGAGAAAUACGGCAACUUCAGUAUUGCGCCAGAGUGCCCAAAGUUCAUGGCUUGGGUGAAGAGGUGUUUGGAGAAGGAGAGUGUGUCAAAGUCUCUUCCUGACCAGGACAAGGUGUGUGGCUUUGUUGCGGAGAUGAGGAAGAAGCUUGGAGUUGAGUAGGUGUGAUCAAUGUUCUUUUGAUCAUGUUUCUGUUCUAGUUUCCAAGAUUCAACCUUGUUUUGGCUUUCUUGUAUUUUCAAUAAACGGGGACUUGACCGGGAAGCACUGGUUGGUGCCUCUUGUUCUGUUUCCUUUGUAACUUUCUCUUUGUUUUUGUAGUUAAAUCAUCAUAUUAUUGUUUGUUUCCACUUGA